Molecule: messenger RNA, 705 nt
Organism: Angiostrongylus costaricensis
Lineage: Eukaryota; Metazoa; Nematoda; Chromadorea; Rhabditida; Metastrongylidae
Source: the annotation of a GenBank genome assembly
AUGCCUUACGAGAAAUAUAAGAACGAAAACGGUUGCGUUAUCGACGUAGGCAGAACUUCUGAGCAGCUGAAACCAAUUACCGAGAAUAUCUCUUCAAUUAUACAAGUUCUUGGAUCAGUGAGUGGACUUGCUACGAAGUGCAUCGGAGACGUUCUUGAACGUAGUGCAGUAGCUCUGGAGGAGUUGAACACACUGAGUGAUUCAGUAACGGCUGGAACAAUCGCCAAAAAACGACAACUUAUGCUUACGCGCAGUGGCAGAAGCACUCGGCGAGAGUCUUGCACGAAAAGUGAUUUUGCGCAUAUCACUGAUCCACUCUCUACUGUUGUUGGUCAGCAGCAGCUUUCUAGUGACGAUUCCGACUCAGAUGCACCCGAAGAGAUUUCUUCCAAACCUGGACCAGAUAUCAAACUUCUAACCGAUUCUGGUGAAAACUUGAGCCUCUUCGAGGAGCUUCAAGAAAAGAAGAGAAAACUGGAGGAAAAUAGGCAGGACAAAGCACGAUCGAGAAGGCGUAAAAGGGUGAAGAAAGUCGACAGAGGAGAAUACCGCAUCAAGGAAAAGAAAGCAGAGUUUAAAGUAUUGACGCUGGAAGAGGGUAUUAACAAGUCACUGGAGCCGCGUGUCAAUUUUCGGGACGAAUUAUUAAAAGCUCGAACGGCUGGGAAGAGAGAGAGAGGUUGGUUGCUAGCCAUAUCUUAUUGA